Molecule: messenger RNA, 1800 nt
Organism: Symbiodinium pilosum
Lineage: Eukaryota; Dinophyceae; Suessiales; Symbiodiniaceae
Source: the annotation of a GenBank genome assembly
AUGUACAUCCCAAAUGUGAGGUUCGGGCCUCCGCUGAGUCCAGCGCUUCGGGGCACUCCAGUCGCCACGGCCGACCGAGCGGCCACGGUUGCCGCUGCAGCCGCUGCUGCAGCCUCCCCAGCUGCCGCCUGCGACUUCCAGCCAGACGUGGACUACUUCCUCCUCGCAGGAAAGGGGAAAGAGGAGAUGGUCCGGGCCAACUCGAACAAGGCAGAGUGCUGCCAGCUCUGUGCGGAGAAGAAUCGCCUCGCACCGGUGGCAUCGGCGAAGCUUUUUGCUCGAAUGGCCGCCGGCUCCCUGCAGCUUUCGGCCCUCAAGGCCUACGCAAAAGCUGGUGUCACAUCCUGCUUUCCACCCGGGCAUGGGGAGAUACCGAAGGUGCCAACAACGCCACCUGUGGACAAUUCUGCAGUGUCAGACCACGACAAGAGUCUGGCUUUGUUGGUAACUUCAGCGAACACGCAGGAACUGCGCGCCAACGCCAUCCGAGAUGCGAUUCGCCACGCCUGGUCCUCCUACAAGACCCAUGCCUGGGGCAACGAUGAGCUGCUACCCAUCGCUGGCAAGGGUCGGAACCGUGGCUUCAACAUGGCGGUGACGAUGGUGGACUCUUUGGAUACGCUCUGGCUGGCUGGUUUAAAGGACGAGUUCAUCGAUGCUCGGGACUGGCUGGCGGCCCACUUCCACAACAAGAUCAACGCCAUAGGCAAGACGGUCUCUGUUUUCGAGACAACCAUUCGAGUGUUGGGUGGCCUCCUAUCUGCUUACGAUCUCUCCCAGGAGAAGAUCUUCCUUGACCUGGCUGUGAAGCUGGGGCAGAAGAUCUUGGGAGUGGUGACUGCCAGAGGAGUGACGCCCUACACCUUCGCUGGUGGUCGUGGAGGCAGCUCCUGCCCAAGCUUGGCGGAGUCCGGCACGCUGCAGCUGGAGAUGCGAUACUUGUCGCAUGUCACUGGCGAUGCCAUCUUCGCGGCCAAGACCAUGAAGUUUUAUGAGACUGUUCAAGGCUACCAGGCCAUUGAUGGGUUGUGGCCCAACUGCUUCGAGCGUGGCAGAGGGAAAAUCACCAUGGGCGCUGAUGGCGACUCGUUCUACGAAUAUCUGCUGAAGGUCUGGAUCCAAGGUGGCAAGCGGCCGGAGGAAGACUUCCUGAAAGGAAUGUACGACAAGGCCGUUGAGGGCAUGGAGAAGCACAUGGUCAAGAAGGGGGCGGAUGGGCUCACUUACCUGGGUACAGCCACAUGGGACAACCACGGCGUCUCGUACGUGCCGGAGAUGGAGCACCUCACCUGCUUCGUUCCUGGUUGGAUUGGUCUCGGAGCGCAACAACUGUCAGAGGAUCUUAGGCAGCGUCGGAUGAAACUGGCGGAUGACAUUGCAUACACCUGCUGGCAGAUGUACGAGAAGCAGCCCACAGGCAUCGCUCCGGAGAGGGUCAAGGGAGAGGCCAUGGACCUCUCCAAGACCAACACCAAGGAGUACAUCCUUCGACCAGAAGCUUCCGAAGGUUGGUGGUACAUGUGGGAGCUGACCAAGGAGCCCAAGUACCGCGAAUGGGGCUGGAAGACGUUUCUCGCCUUUGAGAAAUGGCUUUGGGUCCCCCAUGGGUAUGCUUCCUUGAAGGAUGUGCGCCAGACCUCCAAGACCUACAUGGACAGGAUGGAAAGCUUCUUCAUUGCGGAAACCUUGAAGUACCUCCUUUUGCUCCAGGACGAGACUCAUGGGAUGAAGCUGGACCGCUAUGUGUUUAACACAGAGGCACACCCUUUGUCCAUCCUGGAGUUUGCCCCAAAGCCGUGA